This is a messenger RNA of Lactuca virosa, 327 nucleotides long. Lineage: Eukaryota; Viridiplantae; Streptophyta; Magnoliopsida; Asterales; Asteraceae. The record is from the annotation of a GenBank genome assembly.
AUGGACGAUAUGGAGGUUGCUUGCAAGUCUGUUAUUCAUUUAAUGAAGGUAUGGGUUGCACAUCUGUGUGUAAUGGUUCGAACUCUCAUCCAUGACUUGCUUCUCCUCUUCUCUACAGAUCUCAAUUACGAAAUCUACAAGGACGAUAUCACCUUCGUUGAUCCUCUGAACAAGUUCACUGGAAUCGAAAGCUAUACAGCUCAUCUUCCGAGCAUUACCGUUUCAAGGUCGUAUCCUAUUCAAAGACAUAUCGUUGGAGAUUUUCAAGGUUUGGCAUGCAUCGAAGAACCUAAUUUAGAUCGGAUGGUACCUCAAAGGAACCCCUAG